GGCGUUAGUAUUGGUGCAAUACCUUGUUGAUACCGCUAUAGGGCGAUUACACUUGAAGCACUGUGAGCCCACGGUUCAUCUCGUUUCGUGCGUGUAUUAGCACUUUUGUAAAUCACUUCCAAUCACAAUUUACAUUACUCCUAACCUACCAUGGCCACAAAAAACAUCUUUUCUAAGCAUCUACCCAAUGUGAAGCUGGCAACACGCUUCGAUGCGGAUGGUAAUGAAAUUCAGGUUGAAAAGCGAGAAGACGAAGAGCAGAAACGAAAGGAGCAGGACAUCAUUGAUACACUCGUCGGUGCCGGAUACUAUCGGGCGCACAUACAGGGUCUCUCGUCCUUCGACAAGAUAGUGGGCGGUAUGACCUGGUGCAUCGAGGCCUGUGACUAUGACGUCAAUGUGGAUCUUUUGUUCCACGAGAAUCUUACCAUCGGCCAGAAGAUUGCCUUGACGGAAAAGAUAGUUGGUGUUUUGCCUCGAAUGAAGUGUCCGUUUCUGAUUGAACCGCAUCAAAUACAGGGCUUGGAUUUCAUCAACAUAUUUCCCGUGGUGCAAUGGUUGGUCAAACGUUCGGUGGAAAAUCGAAGCAAAAAGGCGGACACGUUGCGGAAGCUGGCUGCGACUCAGUUUCAGAACCAUUUUACCCUUGAAUCGGAUCGCGAGUUGCAGCGUUUGCGCCUAAAACAAUUAGCUUAUCUGCAGGCAAUCGAAUCCAAGUAUCUUCCCAAGCGACAGUUUAAACAACGUAAAGCAGCCGGUGGAGGAUGGAUACCGGUGCGGCCAAAGGAUGCUACGGAUCAGGAAAUAUCUGAUGGGGUCCGAUCUUUGGACGAUGGAACCGAGACUGGCGCGGAGGAUGAAGAAGAGGACGAGGAAGACGCAACAGUGAGUACUGAAAAGGAGCUUAAUUUUGAUGUUUUAUUUAAAAUGAUCACAAAAGAGCACAACAUUCCCGUCGAACUUACGGAUGCAGACCAGUUAAAGUUGUCGAAAAGAUACGAUGAUAUCAAACAAAAGAUUUCAUCCGAUGUAGUUGAAAACGUAUCUGAACGAAACCGCGUUAAAUCUCAACUAGCCCUCAAACUGGCGUUAGAGAAGAAACUUGAACUUGCAUUGGGCGAAUGCGCUCAGCUGCGAAUAACGGUGCAGGAGGAAGAACGGGAACUACAGGAAGCUAGCGAUCGUAAAGAAACGCUUGAAGAGGAAAUAAGAAAUCUCGACAACCUAGAAAUUACUGAAAAUAAUCAAAAAAUACUGGACCACGUCAAAGAGUUAGUUUUGAAAAACGAGCGCAUGAAGAAACAGGAGACACAGUUUAAAGAUAAUUGCAAGAAAGAGUUGGCAGAACUCCAGCAAAAGAUAGAGAAAGCCGAAACAUCAACACCGGAUGAAGAUAUGGUCGAACUUCAGCGCCAAUUGGACAUGGAACUGGAACGACUGAAAUCGCUUCGUCUGCAGCUAGCAAAGAAGAACCGCUCGUACGUGGCUAUCAAACGUCAGUUGGACACCGUCCCAGAUCGUACGGAAUUGGCUCAAUAUCAGCGAAGGUUUCUUGAGCUUUAUAAUCAAGUAAGUGCAAAGCAUCGGGAAACAAAGCAAUUUUACACGCUGUACAACACGCUGGAUGAUACUAAGCUGUAUCUGGAGAAGGAAAUGUCGUUGCUGAACUCCAUCUACGACAACUAUGCAAAUGCCAUGCAGACUCCGCAUUCGCGCGAACAAUUUGUGCAACAGUUUGAAACCAUCGUCGAAGGAAUUCGUGCAACGAAGGCAAAAUUGAAGAAAAAAUGUGACGACGAGAAAGCUAAGCGCGACGGCUUAAACGCUCAGUUACUUUGUCUAGUAGAACAACAGCGCAAAUAUGCAGCGACGGUCAAACAGCUCACGAUGGAAUGCCAGCGAAACGAGACCCUGAUGCAGCAUCUGAAGGUGCUAAAGGCAGCGCAUGCCUCCACUCAGCAGCAAUAGUGAGUGUAAUAAUUCUAGAACAAAAUAAUGGCAUUAUUCCGUAUUUUUAAAGCCCUUAGGAUUGAGAACUGAAUAUAUACUCAAACUGCUACAUGUCCAAUCGAU
This is a messenger RNA of Anopheles funestus (African malaria mosquito), 2073 nucleotides long. RefSeq names its product coiled-coil domain-containing protein 93 (gene fidipidine). Bases 151 to 1968 code for a protein of 605 amino acids. The record is from RefSeq and is a predicted model, not a curated record. NCBI's taxonomy places the organism in Eukaryota, Metazoa, Arthropoda, Insecta, Diptera, Culicidae. The transcript has 8 exons. Gene Ontology annotation, biological process: Golgi to plasma membrane transport.